This is a messenger RNA of Papaver somniferum (opium poppy), 2108 nucleotides long. RefSeq lists its product as uncharacterized. NCBI's taxonomy places the organism in Eukaryota, Viridiplantae, Streptophyta, Magnoliopsida, Ranunculales, Papaveraceae. The coding region runs from base 65 to 1645 and encodes 526 amino acids. Gene Ontology annotation, biological process: peptidyl-lysine monomethylation. The transcript is spliced from 12 exons. Gene Ontology annotation, molecular function: protein-lysine N-methyltransferase activity. Gene Ontology annotation, cellular component: nucleus. The record is from RefSeq and is a predicted model, not a curated record.
CUUCUUCAACCCCAUUCUCUGGAAUUUCAGAUUCUGUAGUGAAACUCACAUAAAGACUAAAAACAUGGAAGGGUUUAGUGAUUUUUCAUUAGUCCUUACACUACCCAAAGAUGAUGGCUUUUUUGAGAAGAAAAAGAAAUUGUUGCAGCUCAGGAGCUAUGGACCUGAGAUACAAAUUCUUUUGUCAUCAUCAGAAGACCCACUGGUUGCAUUGCAAGUAAUGGUGGAAGUUGCAAGAAUUAUACACCUGGAUGAGCCAGAACUGUAUUUUGGUGGGGUUGAGGCAAUUUUGCCAUACUACAGUCCUAGGAAUGAGUUGGAAUCCCUUAAUUCAGUUCUCAAGCUCAUUGAUACAUCUCUCAAAGAUGCUGCUGAGAAGAAGAUUGAUGUUUUGCUUGUUCUGCGAAAUGCGGUGAUAGAAAUGAUUAGAGAGUUUGGGGAUAAGAGUAAAGAGGAAACGGUAAUUGUGAAAUGUGGUUGUAAGGGUGAAGAUGAGUUGGUGGAAUGGGGGCGAAACCAUGGUGUGCAGACCAAGCUGCAGAUUGCUUAUGUUGAAGGAGCUGGAAGAGGAGCUGUUGCAGUAACAGAUUUGGAAGUUGGGGAAUGUGCUUUGGAAAUCCCGGAGUCAAUAAUAAUCUCUGAGGACAUUGUUUAUGACUCUGACAUGUAUCAUAUACUGAAAGAGGUCGAUGGGAUCUCCACUGAGACAAUGUUAUUGCUGUGGAGCAUGAAGGAGAGAUACAACUCCAAUUCAAAAUUUAAACUCUACUUUGAGACAUUGCCAGAAGCAUUUAACACAGGGUUGAGCUUUGGUGUCGAGGCACUUACUUCUCUGGAUGGGACCUUGUUAUUUGAAGAGAUAAUGCAAGCAAAAGAGCACUUGCGCACGCAAUAUGAUGAGCUCUGUCCUGCAUUAUGCAGCAACCAUCCAGAUGUAUUUCAAGAAGAGUUAUACACAUGGGAGAAAUUCCUGUGGGCAUGUGAGCUCUGGUAUUCUAAUAGCAUGAAAGUCAUUUUCAAUGAUGGAAAGCUGAGAACGUGCCUAGUUCCAAUUGCAGGCCUGCUCAAUCAUUCGCUAUGUCCACAUAUACUGAACUACGGUAGAGUUGAUUCAGCAACGAACUCACUAAAGUUCCCGUUAUCAAGACCAUGCUUGAAAGGCGAACAAUGCUAUCUUAGUUAUGGGAAGCUUUCUUGUGCGCAUCUUAUAACUUUCUAUGGUUUUCUUCCAAAAGGAGAUAACACAUACGAUACCAUUCCACUUGAUAUUGAUGGUCCCGAAGCUGAGGAGGAUUGCUCCAACUCUGAUUGGACUACUCAUAUGGUGCGGGGAACAUGGCUCUCAAGCAAUCACGAGAUCUUUUAUUACGGGUUGCCACCUCCUUUGUUGAAUAAGCUCCGUGUCGCGCUGAGUGGUGCUAAUUUACCUACUGAUGCCCAUAAAGACGUUGAAAUUGAGAGAGAAGUACUGGAAACUCUCUACUCAAUUUUCAACCCUAUGCUGGAGGGACUUGGUGAGGCAGAAAGUGCUGACCGGAUAAAUCUUAGAUGGGAUGUGAAGCUAGCUUUGGAAUAUAAUGAGCUACAGAGGAAGAUCAUCUCUUCUGUUUUGGCUUCAUGUUCCAGUGGUCUUGAGAUGCUGUGAAGCUUCGAUUCAGUCUGUGAUUUAACCAAGCCCACGAACCACGAGAAGUACCAAGUUUCAGACAGGUUAUUGCAAGUAUUUGUGGCCAUUAGGGUACAGAUCUACAACUCAAUUACAGAUAAACGCACUGACAUCAACUCAAAUGUGGUCUGCUUACAGCUUGCUGUAAAGACAUUUAAUCUUUUGUUGGUAGCGGCUACGCUGGGCGCUAACGCAAGCAAUGGCCUCCUGACGGUCGACGCUUAUUACGCUUGCUUUUCUUCUAUGAUAAGCUUCAUCUACUGCUGUUUAAAGCUAUUUCAUUAUGUCAGAUUCUUGGUAUAAAUGCCGACACCACCACCACCACUACCUCAGAAAAAAUGUGGUCUAAGAUAUUGUAAUUCAAAGAAUGUUGGAUGACAAAAGAAAGCAUGUAACAUGCUAUAAAUAAAAUUAUGUGGUCAAGAUGACUCUUACUGGAGAA